AUGGCCAUCUCCUCGCGCCUGGCGCUCUGGGAGCAGAAGGAAAGUCUCGGGCUGCAUGUGGCCGUGGUGACGCUGGAGCUGCUUCUUGACUCACUGCAGCCAGGACAGAUCCUCCUGUGGCCGUGCUGGGGCAGAGAUGGCAGUGCACGUGGGCUCCUGCUGCACCAGCCCUCGGUGGCUGUGGAAAUCCAGAUACGGGACGAGGACCGGGGGCCGCCCCCAUCCACACCCCCCCUGCUCCUGUCGGUCAUCCCUGGGGGGUUCAUCAAACAGCUCGUGAGGGAGACCGAGAAGGAGGCCAAGGCAGCGAGACAGAGGAAGGAGAGCAAGGCGAGCGGGAAGGAGGAGCCCGUGGGGAAGGACGGUGAGGCCCGAGCCAGGGACGCCCCAGCUGCCAGAGGAGGGGGGGCCAGUGAGGAGCCACUGCGGAACGGGCUGAAGGUAGAGGGGCAGGGGGGCAAGGGGGUCACAGCCCCCCCAUGCAAGGAGCUGCCCCCUGAAAAAGCUGCACCGGGGACCAUCCCCAGAAAAACUCCAUCCCCUGCACCCAGCCUGGCAGUGGCUGCCCUCAAACCAGCAGAGACAACCCCAAAACUAGCAGAGAUCCCCCGCAAAUCAGUGGUGGCAUCCUCAAAACCAGCAGAAACAUCCCCAAAACCAGCAGAAACGUCCCCAAAACCAGCAGAGACCCCUCGCAAACCAGAGACAGCAUCCCCAAAACCAGCAGAGGCUUCCUCCAAACCAACGAAGAUCCCUCCCAAACCAGCAGAGACCCCUCGUCUGGAGGUUCCCAAGGUGGCAAAGCUGUUGUGCCCUGAGAAGAGCCCCAAGGACACCCAGCAAGGGGGCAGCCCCCCAGCUCCAGCCCCUGCCCCCAGCCAGGGCCCCCAGCGUGGCAGCAAAGUCCCACCAAAGGAGGGGGACUCAUCCAAGGGGACAGACCCCAAGAGCACCAAGAAGGAGAAGGGGACACCCCCAAGGCACGAGGAGACCCUAGCCAAGGUGAGAGCCCAGAGGGAGCUGUUUCCAGCCAAGAAAGAGCUGGAGAAGAUGAAGAAAGAUGUUGGAGGUAGCAAGAAGGAGCCAAAGGAAUUCAAAAAACCUGAAAAAAACACAAACAAGUCAGAGGAGCUCAAGGGGGAGCCGGGAGGAAUCCAAGAGAAGUCCAAAGAUGUGGGAAAGGAGGUAAGGAAGGUGAAGGAAGAGCUCAGAAAGGGUGAAGAGAUGCUGAGAGAGAGCAAAGGGAUGGACAAGAGCACUGACAAGGAUGAGGCUAAAGAAACACUUGGAAAGAGCAAAGAGAUGACCAAGAGCAUGAUUGAGGACCAGGGCAAAGAGGCAUCGGGCGAAAGCACAGACAAGGACCAGGCUCCGAGGGACGUUUGGUACGAAGCGGAGAAGGUCUGGCUCAUCCAGCAGGACGGGUUCACACUCGCCACGCAGCUGAAGCCAGAUGUGGGGACACCCGAGCUGCCAGCAGGGAGGGUGAGGGUGCGCCGGGACGAGGACGGCACCGUCACCGAGGUGGACGAGGACAGCGUGCAGAGGACCAACCCACCCAGCCUGGAUCAGGCCGAGGAUCUGGCCGCGCUGAUCAGGCCUGCGAACGAGUGCAGCGUAGCCUGAACACACUGCCGGCAGCGGUUCCGUGCCCGCCUGCCCUGCCCUAACGCGGGCCCAGCCGGUGCCAUCGCGCCGGCCCCGCGCGCCGCCCGGGCGGCGCGGGGACAGGCUCCCAGGGGGAAGCGGGACAGCCUGCCCCCACACAUCUCCUCGCUGGCACACAGAGCCUACAGGAACCUGCUGAUGCAGCGUCAGGACCAGGCCAUCAUCCCCCUGGGGCACAGCGGGGCCGGGAGGACCAAGUGCUGCCAGAGUGCCCUGGAGUACCUGGUGGGCACGGCGGGCAGCGUGGACGGCAGAGUCUCAGUGGAGAAGAUCCAGGCAAUGUUCACAGUCCUGGCAGCCUUUGGGUCAGUGACCACUGGCCAGAACAGCAGCUCCACGCGCUUCUCCAUGGUCCUGUCGCUGGAUUUCAGUGCCACUGGCCAGAUCACCGCUGCUCAUCUCCAGACCUUGCUGCUGGAGAGAGCCCGUGUUGCCCAGCAGCCUGAUGGAGAGAGCAGCUUCAACGUGUUCCCCCUGAUGCUGGCAGGGCUGGAUGUGGCAGAGAGGACGAUGCUGCAUCUGCACCAGCUGGCUGAGAGCAAUUCCUUUGGGAUCAAGCCAUUCACGAAGCCUGAGGAGAAGCAGAGAGCCUCAACAGCCUUUGCCCAGCUCCGGGCUGCCAUGGGCACACUGGGCAUCACCGCGGAGGAGCAGGCGGCCAUCUGGCGCGUCCUGGCCGGCAUCUACCACCUGGGAGCCGCCGGUGCCUGCAAAGUCGGCAGGAAGCAGUUCAUGAAGUUUGAGAGCGCGAGCCGCGCCGCCGAGGUGCUGGGCUGUGACCCGGAGGAGCUCAGCACCGCCGUCUUCAAACACCACCUGAAGCAGAUCCUGGCACAGGUGACAGCUCGGGGCCGGCAGCCACCCCUGGCUGAGGAGAGCCCAGCAGGGCCGAAGAUGACGGGUGUGGAGUGUGUGGAGGGAAUGGCCUCGGGGCUCUACGAGGAGCUCUUUGCUGCUGUCGUCUCGCUGAUCAACAGGUCCUUCUCCUCCCAGCACCUCUCCAUGGCUUCCAUCGCCGUGGUGGACACCCCUGGCUUCCAGAACCCGCGGCACCAGCGGGCCGAGCGAGCGGCCACCUUCGAAGAGCUGUGCCACAACUACGUGCAGGAGCGGCUGCAGGGGCUCUUCUAUGAGAAAACCUUCCUUCUGGAGAUGGAGAGGUACAGAGAGGAAAAUGUUGAGGUGUCUUUUGAUCUUCCAGAGCACUCUCCACUGGCCACACUGUCCAUCAUCGACCUGAGCUGCUCCCAGCCACAGGUGCUGCCAGGCAGCCCCGGGGCUGAUCGCCGGGGGCUGCUGUGGAUCCUGGAUGAGGAGGUGCUGAUCCCAGGCUCCGGGGACAGCACUGCCUUCAGCCGCCUCUGCUCCUACUUCGCCACGAAGGGACCCGACCAGGAGGGGGACGGGCACAUGCGCCGGUGUGAGCAGGCGCUGCACUUCGAGAUCUCCCACCAGCUGGGCACCAACCCCGUGCGCUACGACCUCACGGGCUGGGUCAGCAAAGCCAAGUUCAACCUCUCAGCCCAGAACGCCAUCCAGGUGCUGCAGCAUUCCACAGUCCCCGCCGUGAGGGAGCUGGUGCAGCCGCGCGCGCGGGCACCGCUGUCCUGCCGCGCCGUGGCCGGGCUGGAGGGACGAUCCCAGGCCGCCCUGCACCGCAACACCUGCCUGAGGAAGACCUUCGCCAGCAGCUUCGCAGCUGUGAGGAAGAGGUCGGUGUGUGCUCAGAUCAAGCUGCAGGCGGACGCCCUCACCAACCUUCUCCGACGGUCUCAGCUGCACUUUGUCCACUGCCUCCUCCCGGGAAUGGGGUCGGAAGGGCCAGUCCCUCGUCCCCCUGCACCACCCGAUGCAGCCCCACAGCUGGACGUGGUGGCCCUGAGGACCCAGCUGGAGGGGACCCAGCUCCUGGACGCCCUGCGCCUGCACCGCGUCGGGUACACGGAUCGCCUGCUCCUCACCCAGUUCCGAAGGCGCUUCCAAGUCCUGGCUCCGGAGGUGAUGAAGAAACACACCUCUGCCUACGAGGUGCCAGAUGAGAGCAAGGCUAUAGAGGAGCUGUUCCAGGCGCUGGAUCUGGAGAAGAGGAGCAUUGCCAUAGGACGCAGCCAGGUGUUCCUGAAGCCGGGGGUCAUCUCCAGACUGGAGAAGCAACGUGACAAGCUGAUAGCCCAGAAGAUGACCCUGCUCCAGGCUGCUUGCAAGGGCUUCCUCAGCCGCCAGAAGUUCAAGAGGUUGAAGAUCCAGCGCCUCGCCAUCCGCUGCAUCCAGAAGAACCUGGUGGUCUUCCAGGCAGUCAGGCACUGGCCCUGGUGGCAGUUGCUGAGCCACGUGCGGCCCUUGCUCAGUGUUAACCUGGCGGAGGAGCAGCUCCGUGCAAAAGAGGAGGAGCUGGCGGCGCUGAGAAGGAAGCUGGAAAAAUCCGAGCAGGCAUGCAGUGAGCUCAGGCAGACUGCAGAGAGGCUGGAGAGCAAGGUCAUCGACCUGACAACAGAGCUGUCGGACGAGCGGUACAAGGGCGAUGUCAUCUGCCAGGCCCUGGAUGGGGAGCGGGCAGAGCGGCUCCGGGGUGCCCGUGAGCUGCAGGAGCUGCAGAGCAAACACGACCAAGUGCAGAAGAAACUGGAGUCAGUGGAAAAGCAGCUGGAAGAGGCCCAACAGCUGGUCCAGCUGCGGGAAAUGAAGAUAAGUGGCUCUGGAGGAGAGGACGAGUGGCAGGUGCGGUUUGACUGCGCACAGACGGAGAUCGUGUUCCUGCGGAAGCGGCUGGUGCAGCUGGAGGAGCGGCUGGAGUCCGAGCUGGGCACCAGGACAGGGCUCGAGCAAAAGCUCGGCGAGGCGCGGGCGGCGUGCGAGGCGGCCAAGCGGGUGUCCCAGCAGGCUGGGCGGCGGUGCCGGCGCCUGUCUGCGAGCUGGAGGGACGCGCGGGUGCUGGCGAGAGACCAGCAGAGCCGCAGCCACGAGCUGGAGAAGAGGCAGAAGAAGUUUGACCUGCAGUUAGCCCAGGCCUUGGGACAGUCUGCCUUUGAGAAGAGCCUCCGUGAAAAGUUGUCCCAGGAGAACACCAGCAUCCGCUGGGAGAUGGGUAAACUUCAGCAGAGCUUGGAGCAGAAGGAGGCGGAGGUGGCCAGCCUGGCACAGCGAGUGGCCGUGCUGGCCAGCCGGGUGCAGGAGCUCAGCACUGCUGGUGCCACGGACACCAGUGCUGUACCUGCACUCAAGAAGCAGCUCUGGGACCUGGAGGGCAGUGCUGCUGAGCAGAGGAAGGAGCUGGAGCGACAAACGGCUGCUGUCGAUCACCUGGAGCAGCUUCACGAGAGGCUGGAGCUGGAGAUCGAGCGGAUGAAGCAGAUCCACCAGAAGGAGCUGGAGGACAAGGACGAGGAGCUGGAGGACGUGCGGCAGUCCUGCCAGAAGAGGCUCCGGCAGCUGGAGAUGCAGCUGGAACAGGAGUAUGAGGAGAAGCAGAUGGUGCUACACGAGAAGCAGGACCUGGAAGGGCUCAUUGGCACCUUGUGUGAGCAGAUUGGCCACCGUGACUUCGACGUGGAGAAGCGGCUGCGGCGGGACCUGCGCCGGACCCGCGCCCUCCUCGCCGACGUGCAGCUGCUGGUGGCGGCCCCCACGGAGCCCGGAGCCAGCUCCCAGGAGCUGGAGCUCCUGCGUAAGCAGCUGGAAGAGAGUGAAGCAAAGUGUGCAGAGGCCCAGAGGAACCAGCAGACAGCGGCCCUGGAGCUGGAGAACUUGCACAUGGAGAUGGAGACCCUCAGCAGAAGCAAGACCCUGGUGGAUGAGCAGCUGUUCCAGCUGCAGCACGAGAGAGCUGAUCUCCUGAAACGUAUCGAUGAGGACCAGGAAGACCUGAAUGAGCUCAUGGAAAAGCACAAGGCUCUGAUUGCCCAGUCGGCAACAGACAUCGCUCAGAUCCGGGAGCUGCAGACACAGGUGGAGGAUGUGAAGAAAGAAAAGCAGAGCCUGCAGGAGAAGCUGCAGGCAGUGCAGGCGAGAGCGGCGCAGCUGGAGCAGUGCCCGGCCGAGCGCUCCAUCGUCAGCCGGCAGGAAGCCCGGAUCCGGGACCUGGAGAGCCAGCUGGACUUCCAGGCUGUGCAGAUGAAGCGCUUUGAGGUGCUGGUGCUGCGCUUGCGAGACAGCAUCAUCAAGAUGGGAGAGGAGCUGGAGAACGCGGCCGAGUCGGAGGCGCGGGAGAAGGAGAACACCAGGUACUACCAGAGGAGGAUGGAGGAGAUGAAAGCUGACAUGGAUGAGCUGGUGCAGAGGGAGCUGGAGUCCAGCCGCCGGCGUGUGGAGCUGCUUUGUUGGAAGCACAGUGUUUGGAACACAGAUGUGCUGGCUGUUAGCCUUGUGUGGUGGCUUUGGGGAGGCCCCCUGAGCCAUUGUUCUCCUAUUGUGCCUUGCAGUGUUCAGACAGCGCGGGAGUCGCUGUGCUCCAGGAGAGAGACGGAUGCCUGCUCUAGCGUUGGCUCCACACUCAGUCUGGAGCCUGCAGAGAGCAUCAAGUCCUGGCCAAGUUCAUCCACAGGCUGGACAUCCCUGGCAGGUACCAGCGUGGCCGGGAGCAUUUCGGCACAGUCCAUUGGCAGCCGCAGCACCCAGAGCCUGAGGGUGAGCAGAGACGCCAAGGACCCAGUGCUGAGCCUUCCUGUGUCUUCCUGGAGCACUGCCAGGCCCAGCGAUGCUGCGGAUCCGGGGAGGAUGGCAAGUCCCCUACUCGGGGCUAGAAGACGGGAAUAUGGAAAACCUGCAGCAGAUGACGAGGAGCAGGAAAGCCCGAAAAAGCUCUCCGUGGCAUCGGGGCCGGUGCCCAGCUCGUCGGCAGCUCUCUCCGAGUAUGUGGAGGAGCUGCGGCGGCAGCGGGGAGCGGAGCGGGAGCCGGGGCACCCGGCCCUGGGGGAAACCUCUCCCCUGCCCAUUUACCGCACCACCGGCGCCGCGGCCCUGCGGCGCUGCAGGGCUGUCCCAGCGGCGGAGGAUGCCCUGGGCAAGCUAGACGGGAAUCAGGCAGGGGAAGGUGAAGGAGCAAGCGCCAGCCUCCCGCGCUCCUCCAGCCUGCGGAGCAUGGCCUCGGAGCCGGCCGAGCCCUCACGCUCCCCAGCUCUGAAAAGGGCAUCCAAGUUCGGCUCCUACGACUCCCUCCUGCAAUCCCUGGACAGCUCCGGCCGCCGGCCGAGCUCUCCAGCUGCCGGGAUGGAGGGGCCGGGCACGCUGCGGCCGAGCUCCUGGAGGAGCUGCCUGGAGCCGUCGCUGGAGGAUGUGGAGUUGGAAAGGGGCUCUGGGGGAGUUCUGAGCUCAUUGUCCAGUGACGGGCUGGGAGAGGGGAAGGGGAGCGACCCCUUCAGCUGGCGAAUACCCACCCUCAACUACGAGAGGAGAACCAAGGUCGACUUUGACGACUUCCUCCCGGCCAUUCGCAAAUCCCGCUCCACGAGCAGCCUGGCCAAGUCCAGGAGGGACAGACGGGACGGCCACCGGCCCCUCACCGUCCGCUUCGAGGAUGAGGCCAUAGCGGGAAGUUUGGAGUCCUCUGAGACCAAGGGCACAGCCAAACGCAGCCCGGCCCCUCGGGAAGACCCUGGAGAUCCCUCUGACUCCUCCUCAUCCUCUGGUUCCCUCCUCUCCUCCCGGAGUGCCGACAGCAUCAAACGUCGGCCGCAGCCCCAGAGAGGGGAUGGGGAGGGAUCCAGUGGUAAAGACAUCACCCAGGGCAGCGGGACGAGCCACCGCGCCGAGGCUGAAGGAAAGGAAGAUGAUGUCAGCAGCAUCAUGAAGAAGUACCUGGGUAAAGACUAAGGAAGCUGAUUUGCAUAAUGCAACGUCCCACUUUCUCCAGAAUUUGUUUUGAUGAAGCGCAGCAGCCGAACCCCAAAGCCGCAGCGAUGAUGAGCCACGUCAGGCAGAUGGCUUCCCUGCUCCUGGUAGGAUACACCUCAUGUGAGCAGUGACUGCAAAGGGCUCCCUGAAAGUCAUGGGAUGGUUUUACGAACUUUUUUGGUUUUGGACAUACUGUGGUUUCCUUAUGCUCCUGCCCCGUUUCCCAGCGCCUCAGCUUUGCUCAGGGCCAGCCGUGGGGACAAGAGACUUUCCUGUUCUCCUGCAGUUGUUCGACUCAGGAGUUGGUGCUUUCAUUAAAACCCAGCGGCUGCCACAGAUGCUGAGGAUGUGCCAUGGCCAGGGAAAGGCCACACUGAGAAGAGCUGGAGGAACACCAAACCCCGUCUUUUUAACCCAGAGGUGCAGCUCAGGUGUCUCAUUCCACACAGCACUACUCAAAAAUCAUCCCAAUGGCCAAGGGUCAUACUGUUCAGUCUUGGUGUGACACCAGUAAAAGGGGAGCUCUGAAGCUUUUAUAAUUCCUUUGGUAUUUGAAGAUGGAUCCAUAUGAGCUUCCAUGGUUCCUGCCUGUUUGUGACAUCUGGGCACAUCCCAGUGACACAUGAGGCAGCACUGCAGUGGGUGGGGCAGUGUGAGGCUCUAUUUGAUGUCUGCUUGGUUUUUACACAAUAAAAUAUUUGCUUCUUUGACA
Messenger RNA from Manacus vitellinus (golden-collared manakin), 8209 nucleotides. RefSeq names its product myosin XVIIIB (gene MYO18B). The record is from RefSeq and is a predicted model, not a curated record. Gene Ontology annotation, molecular function: protein binding; cytoskeletal motor activity; ATP binding. Gene Ontology annotation, cellular component: myosin complex. NCBI's taxonomy places the organism in Eukaryota, Metazoa, Chordata, Aves, Passeriformes, Pipridae.